Molecule: messenger RNA, 5337 nt
Organism: Tricharina praecox
Lineage: Eukaryota; Fungi; Ascomycota; Pezizomycetes; Pezizales; Pyronemataceae
Exons: 9
Coding region: 349-5058 (1569 amino acids)
Biological process (GO): siRNA processing
Cellular component (GO): nucleus; cytoplasm; RISC complex
Molecular function (GO): ATP binding; ribonuclease III activity; RNA binding
Source: RefSeq, a predicted model, not a curated record
CGAGCGGGGUGCGACCUAAUUACUAGUAGACCUAUCGUGCCAUCAAACAACCCCAUCAAUUGCAAUCUUCUCACUACAUCACGCCAGGAAUCGUGGAGUUGAGGCUAGACACGAAGUUCCAAACCUCUAUAUAUUUAAGCUGCCAGUAACGCCAUACUGUGAGUUGUUUGCUCACUCUCCCAACACUCUACUUCCCAUCACAUUGAACAGGUUCAGUCUGCAGCGAUCAUUCUCCUCGACUUCCCCCCGCAACGAUCUCACGAGUUACUCUUUCGCACGCCAGACGACAACGGAGGUGGAGCUGACACUGCUCAUCGCAUACCGCAUACCGCAUACCGCAUAUUCACGAUGUCUACCAUGGGCGACUUGUUAGAUCACAUCCUAGCGAAGGAAGCACAGGAUCGAGAGACCUCAUCGAUCGAUCCAAAAGACGAGAACACUUUCACGAAAGAUCACCAAAACGACCAAGAUAACGGCCAUGAGAUCGGAAAUAAUGCUGAUGCUCGGUCGAACGGCGACGAACGAGAGAUUCUCACCCUCCGUGUGUCCGAAACCUCGCUAGACCGGCGAAAGGAAAAGAAGAUGUCGGCAGCUCGUCUCGAGCGAAAGGCCGGAUUCAAUGCUUGGCUCGAAAAAGAAAUUAGGAAGUUCGAAGAAAAGAGUCCCAAGAAGACAAUCGCCGACGAGGAUGAUCACAAGCUCUCUAUGGCCGCUUUAGCGAACAGAGGGGCUGCAGAGGUCAUUUCAACGCCGAGAGAGUAUCAGUUGGAGAUCUUCGAGCUAGCCAAGCAGAUGAACGUGCUGGCUGUUCUCGACACCGGUUCUGGAAAGACGUUGAUUGCCUGCCUACUCAUCCGUCACAUGAUCAGCGAGGAGCUGGAAAACCGCAAAGCCGGUGGACAUCGUCGCGCCAGUUUCUUCCUGGUGGACUCUGUCAAUCUGGUGUUUCAACAAUCUUCGGUCCUGGCCAACAAUCUCGAUGCCAAGGUUGGAAGGUACUACGGCGCCAAAUGCGACACCGAGAAGAUGUGGAAACUUGAGACCUGGUCCAAGAUUCUCGACGAUGAGCUAGUCAUCGUGAUGACUGCCGACGUGCUGAACGUCUGCCUCAGUCGCGGCUUCAUAUUGAUAAAGGACAUCAAUCUGAUCUGCUUUGACGAAGCCCACCAUGCAAAGAAGAAUCAUGCGUAUGCCAAAAUAAUGAGGGACUUUUACAGCCCCGAGCCAGCGAAAAACCGUCCUAAAAUCUUUGGGAUGACGGCAUCUCCAAUUGACACGAAUAGUAAGACCAAAGUUGAUCGGGCGGCAUCGGAGUUAGAGGAGCUCCUGUAUUGUCGUAUCUACACAUCGGAGCACAUCUCAUUCCUCAAGCGGAGCGAAUUUCGUCCCCAGGAGAGGGUGAUGAUCUAUGAAGGGGCUAGAAAACAGCCCUUUGAGACCGAUCUUUACCGACAGCUUCACGACAAAUUCGGAAACGUUUCCUGCUUGCAACGCGCCUUUGCCUUCGCAAAGCAGGCCAGUACCGAGCUUGGCCCUUGGUGUGCGGAUCGAUCCUGGUCGUUUGCACUGUCUGAGCGACAUUCUCAGAAGUUGGCGAGACAAGCCGAGCGAGAAUCUGAGGAGGCAGCUGGCACCCGCGAUCCAGCUGAGCGAUGGGAAAAACUAGAGCGAGACCUCCAAAUGAUCCGUGAAGCCCAGGAUUAUGUUGCUCUACACGAAUACGGACCUCCCAAGAUGCUGGAAGGAGACGUCAGCCCUAAGGUCUGGCUGCUCUGGAGACAACUCCAAAAGGCAUACAACGAAAACCCUGAGACAAAAUGCAUCAUCUUCAUCGAGAGACGUUUAGCAGCCAGAACUAUCUACGAAUGCCUCAAAGAUCAAGUUUCUGAGAACUUUCGUGCAGGAGUGCUCCUUGGUAGUCGGACUGGUGCUGAUAGUGACGGGACCUUCACGAUUCGGCAGCAGAUGGUCAAUGUGCAUCGCUUCAAGCUUGGCAUAUUGAACUGUUUGUUUGCGACAUCAGUUGCCGAGGAAGGACUCGACGUUCCGGAUUGCAACUUGGUGAUAAGAUUCGACAUAUACAACACCAUGAUCCAGUACGUGCAGUCUCGUGGACGAGCUCGUGACCGUAGCUCUCUGUAUCUCCACAUGAUCGAGAAAGGAAAUCUGGAGCAUAGCAACCUCAUUAGGGACGUCCUCACGUUCGAGAAGACGAUGAAGAGUUUCUGCAAGAGCCUUCCCCCAGAUCGAUUUCUAGACGAGAGCGAACCUGUCCCCGAAGGAAACACAGGCAACGAGCUCUACUAUAAUGAGGAAGAAACUGGAGCCAAAUUGACUCACAGUUUAGCCAUGCAGUUCAUCUCGACAUACGCCGCACAUUUGAAUACUGGGUACGGCGAAGCCAGCUCACCACCAAUAUAUGUCGUGCGGCCGGCUGGAUGUGGACAAUUUACUUGCCAAUUGAUUCUACCGGAAGGCUCCCCUAUUAGAGUGUAUGAGUGCAAGCCCCAAAGGACGAGAGCUCUCGCCAAGAGAGCAGCAGCCUUCGAGACAGUACUGCUUCUUCGGAAACAGAGAGCGAUCAAUGGGCACUUUCUGCCCCCCGUCCGCCGGAAGAUACUUCCCAAGUAUGCCAACGCUCGUCUUGCUGUCGACACAAAAAAGAGAAACACAUAUACUCUCCGUCGAAAGCCCGCUUUUUGGGACAUCAAGGAUGGAACAGCGCCAACAAAGCUCUGGAUCGCAAUAAUCACCGUUGAGGAGCCUCAUGAGAUGUUUCUAGGCGAUGCAAUGCAGCCACUUUGCAUCGGAACCCGAGAAAAACUACCCAAAAUGUCUCUUUUCGAUGUCUACGGUACCAGAGGCGGGAAUUCAAAGGUGAAGAUAACCCGACUUGAAGAACCGUUCGAGCUCACAAAUGCACAAGUGGAACUACUGACCACAUUCACCAAUCGGGUAUUCACGGAUGUAUUCAACAAACACUUUGAAAUGUCCUAUGAAACUCUUCGAUACUGGUUUGCGCCUGUGAUUGGCUACAAGUUUGAUGAAAAGCCGAGGGCGGCCGAUGUUCUAGAUUGGGAGCUGAUUGGACGGGUUGCUGCUGACCGGGAGUUAUUCCUUGACUUGACCGCUGAUAAUCUCCACCAUAUCCGAGACAGAUACUGGGUGGAUAAACUUGACAAAUCACGUCGAUUUUUUGCUCAUGAGGUUAUACCUGAGCUCAAUUCCCAGGAUGCAGUCCCAGAAUCGAUCACUGGCCACGAUUACUUCGACAGCAUCCAAGACUACAGCUACAAUGCUGGAAAGCGCAAGAAGUGGGGCGGUGUCAAGUGGGAUAUUCCUGAAAAGGAGCCGGUAUUUCGUGCAGAACGCCUUUUGCACCGCCUCAACUUCUUGGACCCUCCUACCGAGAAAGACAAGUCACUCGUGUACGAUGCAGUCAUUACUCCGUCCAACUUCAUGAUCUCAAUAUUACCCGCAAGCCUGGUUAGAUCCGCUGUCAUAUUUCCCGCUGUCAGCACGCGCAUCGACGCAUACCUCCACGCUUGGGAGCUGCUCAGGAGGCUUGAUGCGGAUAUGAAAUUGGGAUUGGACCAGCUGGAAUUAAAUCUGGCACUCGAAGCUAUCACCAAGGAUUCCGAGAACACAAACAUAAUUACUGUGGAGAAGCGUAGAGGCAUAGGUGCCAAUUACGAGCGUCUCGAAUUCCUCGGCGACUGCUAUCUUAAGCUCGCCACAUCAAUCAGUCUGUACUGCGAGUCCCAUUCGAACAACGAGUUUCAGCUCCACGUUCAGCGCAUGAUCCUCAUUUGCAACCAGAAUCUCUUCCAGAAAGCGAUGUUGAUUGGCAUUCCAGAUUUCAUUCAGACUCUAGGUUUCUCAAGGCGUACUUGGUACCCUCACAUGAGGCUGCUCCACGGAAAGAAGUCUGGACUCGACGCAGUGGGCUCACGUAUUGUGAGUCUCGGAGACAAGUCGGUUGCUGAUGUUUGCGAGGCUCUGAUCGGAGCUGCGCUUAUCGGCCUUGGCCACGAUGGCGCAACGAAGAUGGUCACCUCGCUGCUGAGAACCGAGCAUCACAACCAGCAGUCUUUCGAUCAAUACUACCAGCAAUAUAAGAUUCCUGACUAUCAAUUGGCCAAACCCACGGCUAUUCAAACGAAGCUUGCCGAUGACAUUGCGGAGCAAUUCGGCUACCGCUUCGAUUCGCCAAAGCUUCUAAUGUCGGCAUUCACUCACCCCUCCAAUCCGUUUACCUUCGAGAGGGUGCCUUCGUACCAGAGGCUUGAAUUCUUAGGCGAUGCGCUUCUCGACCUGGCGUGUGUGGACCACAUUUUCUUGGCCCAUCCGGAGGCCAAUCCCCAGUGGCUCACGGAGCACAAGAUGGCAAUGGUCUCGAAUCGUUUUCUAGGAGCCAUCUGUGUCCUGCUCGGUUUUCACAAGAGGAUCCGGAAGAUGAGUGGCUCGCUGGAUGGUGCAAUCGAUAAAUAUGCCAGCACUCUGCUCGAAGCAAAAGAACGAUCUACAAAACUGAAUUUCUGGAUGGAUAAUGGAAUCGAGGACCCGCCCAAGAUUCUUCCUGAUGUUCUCGAAGCCUUCAUCGGCGCUCUGUUCGUCGACUCCAAGUUCGACUAUUCCCUGGUCCAAGACUUUUUCAACAAUCACAUCCGCUACUUCUUCACGGACAUGAGCAUGUACGAUAAUUUCGCAGGCCAGCAUCCGACCACUUUCCUAACCAAAAAACUUGAGGUCCUCGGUUGCCAAAAAUGGGGUUGGGACUCAGACCAAGUUAAGACUGCCGAGUAUGUGACCAACUUUGCAGCGGUUGUCGUUCACGGAAAGGUCUUUGCAGGGGCAAAUGCCGAUUCAAUCAAAGCUGCGCGUGUUGCCGCGGCGGAGAUUGCAUUGAAGAAGUUGGCGGGUUUGGGGGAGGUGGAGAUCGCGGCGUUGUGCUCGUGUAAGGAGGAGGAACCAACGGUGGAGGAUGUGGAGGAAAAGCUUACAGAUGAGGAGGAUGGUGAGCAAGAGGAGGAGGAGGAGGGGGAGAGUGGUUUGUAGAGGAGAGGCUGGAAAUGAUGGUGGUCCCGGCUGGUAACGCGAGUGCGCUUUUUCUUUUUCUUCUUUUUCUUUUUUUCUCUCCAUUCCGCUCUACAUAUCAUUCCCUUUCCCUCUUUUCUACUUGUCUUGUACCAGUACAUACCAACUUGAGUGUGUCUCUUAUAAUGCCUUUAUGCAAUCGUUUAUGUUUUCUGUUAUAGCAUGCAUCCGGUUAGGUUAGGGAAAUGGAGUGAUUCCUUUAGAAUAUUCUUAAGCAGAGAGAAGAUUGUUAGAUUUCUA